Staurois parvus is the source of this 519-nucleotide messenger RNA. NCBI's taxonomy places the organism in Eukaryota, Metazoa, Chordata, Amphibia, Anura, Ranidae. The record is from the annotation of a GenBank genome assembly.
AUCAAGCCACUAGGCAUGCAGACUGCUUCUACAAACAUUUGUGAAAGAAUGGGUCGCUCUCAGGAGCUCAGUGAGUUCAAGCGCGGUGGUACCGCGAUAGGUUGCCUCCUGUGCAAUAAGUCCAUCCAUGGAAUUUCCUUGCUACUAAUCAUUCCACAGUCAACUGUUACUGGUAUUAUAACAAAGUGGAAGAAACUGGGAACAACAGCAACUCAACCACAUAGUGGUAGGCCACAUAAAUGACAGAGUGGGGUCAGGCAAUGCUGAAGUGCACAGUGUGCAGAAGUCGCUAACUGCAGCGUCAAUAGCUAAAGACCUCCAAACUUCGUGUGGCCUUCAGAUUAGCACAACAGUGCGUAGAGAGCUUCAUGGAAUGGGCUUCCAUGGCCGAGCAGCUGCAUCCACGCCUUACAUCACCAAGUGCAAUGCAAAGCAUUGGAUGCAAUGGUGUAAAGCAUGCUGCCACUCUAGACUAGAGAACAGUACUUGCCUGACUGCAUUGUGCCAAGUGUAAAGUUU